AUUUAUGUUUGAUUCUCUGCAAAAUUUGACCCCCAUCUUCAUUUCAUUGUCAGCAACAUCAAAACGCGCCACACUCUCCCUCUCCCUCUCCCAUCUCCUCCGAAUCCAAUCAAAACCCAUUUCCACAACCCAAAACCCAUCAUGAAUCACCCAAAUUCAACCCUAAUUCUCCUCUCAAUCGCCCUCACUUUCUUGAUCAUCAAGGUCGACGCAUCGCAGCCGUCCAUUUACGAUCACCUGAAAUCCAACGGCCUCCCCAUGGGACUCUUCCCCAAGGGCAUCAAUGAUUAUUACGUGGACCCCGCUUCAGGCUUCUUCCAAAUCAACUUGACUCAGCCCUGCAACGCCAAGUUCGAGAAUCAGCUUCACUACGAUUUUAAUGUGUCCGGGCAGUUGAGUUUCGGGAAGAUCGGGGAAUUAUCCGGUGUGACGCAGCAAGAACUGUUUUUGUGGUUCCCCGUUAAGGGGAUACGUGUCGAUGUCCCGAGCUCUGGGUUGAUUUACUUCGAUGUUGGGGUUGUUGACAAGCAGUUCUCGCUUUCGUUGUUUGAGAAUCCUCGUGAUUGCACGGCCGUUGAUCCUGAUGAUCAUCACGAUCAUGAUGAUGACGAUCAUGGUUCUAAGGAUAAGAACACGAGUCUGGGGUCUGAAGUUGGUCAGGGAGACAAACUAAGGGCUGUUUCAUAGAUUUCAAGGGCUGAGUUAUUAUUCAUGAUCCCAUGGGUUUUUGCUAUUGCCUGAAGAGACUGCUGGAGAGUCUAUUUGGCAAAUUAUAUGCUUCCGUUACGUGUGCUUGUUUUCUUUGUUGUACAGACCUUUUGGCCCGAUGGUGCUAUCUUUGCGGGGUAAAAGAACUACAAUUUUGGUAAAUGAAGAGUAAAAGUUAUAAAAGUUAUAAGGUAAUGUAAAUUUGGGAUGAGGUUUCAAUGGGGGUAAAAUUGGUCGGGCUGGUUCUGGGUCUGGCUAUAAUAAAUUCACUAGAAAUCUCUCCUUUUUGUUGUUAUUUGUUAUCAUACCAUAUGCAUAUAAAUCGGUUGUGGUAUUGUGUAUUUUUUUUCUUCUUUCGUAUUUUUUAUGUAAAUGGAAGGAUUUGUCAAUGUCUUUGUAUUUUCAUUUUA
Molecule: messenger RNA, 1118 nt
Organism: Pistacia vera
Lineage: Eukaryota; Viridiplantae; Streptophyta; Magnoliopsida; Sapindales; Anacardiaceae
Exons: 2
Coding region: 142-687 (181 amino acids)
Source: RefSeq, a predicted model, not a curated record